Molecule: messenger RNA, 834 nt
Organism: Thamnophis sirtalis
Lineage: Eukaryota; Metazoa; Chordata; Lepidosauria; Squamata; Natricidae
Source: RefSeq, a predicted model, not a curated record
CGCCGGCUCGACGACCGCAUGUCCCUCUGGCUGCGGGAGGCUGCCCGCGCCAAGGAAGGUCGCCGCUAGUGCCGAGAAGCUGGGACGGGAUGCAGCUCUCGCUGCUGCUGCUCUUCUCGACCUGCUGGUGGACGUUGGGGCCGGUAAAAAGUAUUCACCCAGAAUGCAGAAUGCAACAGGAAAUCUAUCAAGAAGAAAAAAAGUGUAUGGAACUUUUAAAGAAUGCCAAUACAGUGAGUUUAACAGGAUGUGUUGGGGUCUGGGAUAACAUUACCUGCUGGCGUUCUGCAGAAAUUGGAGAAACUGUAACAGUCCCUUGUCCGAAAAUCUUCAGCAAAUUUUUCAACAAACAAGGAAAUAUCAGCAAAAACUGUACAAGUACAGGAUGGUCAGAGAUAUUUCCACAUUUUUUCGUUGCUUGUGGAUUCGAAGAUAUUGAAGACAACCCGGUUUUCUAUGUUUGGGUGAAAGCAAUUUAUACCCUCGGACACAGUGUUUCUCUCAUUGCUCUGAUCACAGGAAGCAUCAUUCUUUGCGUUUUCAGGAAACUUCACUGCACUCGGAACUACAUACAUUUGAAUCUGUUCCUGUCUUUCAUUUUAAAGGCAAUCGCUGUCUUAGUUAAAGAUGGAAUCCUCUAUUCCGACACUAGCCCAGCUAAGUGUUCAGAUCAUGCUUCUUGGGUCGGCUGCAAGGCUAGCUUGGUAUUUUUCCAGUACUGUGUAAUGGCCAACUUUUAUUGGCUCUUAGUUGAAGGACUUUAUCUCCACAUCCUCCUUAUGAUCAUGUUCUCUUCUAACAGACACUUCUCCGCAUAUCUCCUUACUGGAUGGG